AUGUACCUCAGGCCCCUCUUCUCAGCAGCAGUCCUCCUUUCCUGCCUCCUGCCCUUCUCCACCGCUACUUCCGAGUCAAGCGCUGCUUACACCCUCGAGGACCUAUUCAAGAGCAGUGGCCUUACCAAAGGCAACCGCCUCGGCGAGUAUAGCGAAGAAGCAUACAAGAACUUCGGUGAAUUGAAGAAACUCCUCCCCACUUCGACGCGCAAUCGCUACAAAAUCAAAACUCCCGGUGGUACCACCAUCAAGAAGAUGACGAACGCUCAACGUCUCGCAUUGGGCCUCCCGCUCAAUCCUCCAGUUAGAAGGGACGCCCGUGCCAAACAACUUAUGGCACGCCAGGCCUCUUCCGGACCUCCUGAGAUCUUGAGCCUCAACCUGGGCCUCUUGGACGACAUCGGAGGUUCCACUCCUCUGACUAUUUCGCUCACGGUUGACUCCUUGGUCACUCAACCUACUAACCUUCGUAUUACCUUGCCUAGUAUUGCCGAGGAGGACUACCCCUUGCUUGGAUUGGUUCAGGGAAGGGACAACGAUAACGGCUAUAUUGGCCUUGGUUCGCCCAACUACUUGGUGUUGGCUCGCGUAGAUAUUGCCGGGACUGAGCCUGGCUCCACUGGUUCCACUAUUAUUGGCAACUCCUUCAGCGACACUACCGGGCUUCCUCGCAUUGCUCAGACCGACGUCUGGAGACUCAACCGCCUUACAGGUACUAUUGUCCCUGAGUGGAUUAACCCCGAUGGCUGCUACCUCCCCACACUAGCUUCCUCUGGCCCCCUCCAGCUGUACAUUCAGAAUGGGGUCAUCUAUGCCAUCGCUGACAUUGCCGCCUUCCUCCUUCACUAUCCCCAACCAGUAGUUCCCAUCUUCCUUGGCGGUCUGCUCUAA
This is a messenger RNA of Coprinopsis cinerea okayama7#130, 891 nucleotides long. RefSeq lists its product as hypothetical. Bases 1 to 891 code for a protein of 296 amino acids. The record is from RefSeq and is a predicted model, not a curated record. The transcript is spliced from 9 exons. NCBI's taxonomy places the organism in Eukaryota, Fungi, Basidiomycota, Agaricomycetes, Agaricales, Psathyrellaceae.